Messenger RNA from Cucurbita pepo subsp. pepo (vegetable marrow), 747 nucleotides. Lineage: Eukaryota; Viridiplantae; Streptophyta; Magnoliopsida; Cucurbitales; Cucurbitaceae. The record is from RefSeq and is a predicted model, not a curated record.
AAGAGUUGGUUCUUUCGAGAAGUAUCUAUAAUGUCAUAUUUCAUCUUUUGGAUGCACGAAUUUAUGGACAACAUGUCAUCACCAUGGCCAACGGAGAUGCUAGCAAUAAUUCCAGUAAAGAAAACACUAUAGAUAUGAAGCUCCGUUACGAGAUUUCUGAGAGUAAUACAUGGUCUUCCACUGUUUCUGCUAAACUCGGUGUACAGACAACAAUUCAAACGGGUAUUCCACUGAUUGCAGAGGGAAAAAUUGAAAUGUCUGCGGAGUUUUCUGGUGAAUAUACAUGGGGUAAAACGAAAUCAAAAUCAUCUGAGAUAGAGACCGUUUACACUGUAACCGUGCCACCCAUGUCUAGGGUGAGAGUGAGUCUACUCGCAACAAAAGGUCAAUGCGAUGUCCCAUAUUCGUAUACUCAACGUGACACUCUUAUGAAUGGGGACCAAGUGACUAAUUAUUACGAUGAUGGAAUUUAUACGGCCGUCAAUUGCUACAACUUCAAAUAUGAGACUAAGCAAGAGCCGCUGUAAGGUGUUUGCUUUGCGCUGGUAUAAGUAUUUGGGUUGACACCAAUCAUUCUCUCUUAGUUAUAAUCUAGGAGGGUUGGCUUGAAAUAAGGUUAUCAACCAUUAUAAAUAAGAUUGGUGGAACCCAAAUAUGAUCUUUUAUGGUUUAUAUGUUCUCUAAUGUCACAAUAGUGACAAAAAAUUACCGUCUUUUUUCAUUGCAAUAUAUGUAUCGUAUAAGAAA